Molecule: messenger RNA, 1647 nt
Organism: Penicillium mononematosum
Lineage: Eukaryota; Fungi; Ascomycota; Eurotiomycetes; Eurotiales; Aspergillaceae
Product: alpha-amylase
Exons: 2
Coding region: 1-1647 (548 amino acids)
Biological process (GO): carbohydrate catabolic process
Molecular function (GO): calcium ion binding; alpha-amylase activity
Source: RefSeq, a predicted model, not a curated record
AUGAUGUCACGAUCGACUGUUGGUCCUUUGCUAGGGCUCCUUUUGAUUGCGGGCCUCAUUUCCUCGGCGUCAGCCGCAAGGACAGCCGACUGGAAACCCAGAUCGAUAUACCAGACCAUGACGGAUCGUUUCGCUCGCACAGAUGGAUCGACAACAUCACCAUGCAAUACCAAGGCGGGUCUUUACUGCGGGGGAACAUGGCGAGGAACGAUUGACCACCUUGACUACAUCCAAGGAAUGGGAUUUGACGCUGUGAUGAUAUCCCCCAUCAUCGAGAAUAUCGAGGGCCGAGUCGACUAUGGCGAGGCCUACCACGGGUACUGGCCACUGAACUUGAACAAUCUCAACUCUCAUUUUGGAACGCAUCAGGACUUGCUAGACCUCAGUAAUGCUCUCCACUCCCGGGGUAUGUACUUCAUGAUGGAUACAGUGAUCAACAACAUGGCCUACAUCACGAAUGGCAGCGAUCCCGCUACCGACAUUGACUACUCUGUCUUUACACCCUUCAAUAACGCUGAUUAUUUCCAUCCCUACUGCACGAUGAACUGGAGUAUCCCGGCCAUUGCGCAGAAGUGCAAUACAGGCGACGACACGGUGGCGCUGCCGGAUCUUUUUACGGAGCACGAAGAUGUGCAGCAGCUGUUGAUCAAAUGGGCGAAUAACGCCAUCAAGACCUAUUCCAUUGACGGGCUCCGGAUUGACGCCGCCAAGCACGUCAACCCAGACUUUCUACGCAAAUUCUCCGACGGUGUCGACACUUUCAUGACGGGAGAAGUUCUCGAAGGGGCAGUCAGCAUCAUGGAAGAUUACCAGAGCAACUACAUCAACAGUUUGCCAAAUUAUCCGAUCUAUUUCGAAAUCCUAUCUGCUUUUACCAAUGGCAAUACUUCACAGCUGGCGAUAGCAGUGGAGAACAUGAGAGUCGCGAUCCCAGAUGUUAAUGCUAUGGCGUCUUUUUCUGAAAAUCACGACAAGCCUCGAAUUGCUAGCUAUAACGAUGACAUGGCGAUUGCCAAGAACGUUCUAGUGUUCACCAUGCUGUUUGACGGAAUCCCGAUGAUAUAUCAAGGCCAAGAGCAGCAUCUGAAGGGAGAUGGCGUGCCUCACAACCGAGAGGCCAUCUGGCUCACCAAAUACGACACUGAGGCGGAGCUCUACAAGCUGAUAGCAAAGCUGAAUCGCAUUCGGAGCCACGCAGGCUACUUGGGCUCUGACUACUUUGAGGACGCGACUCACCCGAUCUACCAGGGGUCCAGUGAGCUUGCGUUCACCAAGGGUGUCCAGGGUCGACAAGUAGUCAUGGUGUUGUCCAAUCAACCCUCAACUAGUGGGCGCUACGAUCUCGACUUGACAGUCAGCUACAAUGCCGGCACGGAGGUAAUGGACGUUCUGAACUGUAACAACUACACUGUCGACAACCAGGGCAUGCUGCGUGUCGAUAUGGACAAGGGAGAGCCUCGGGUUUUCUUCCCCAGCAAAUAUAUGGAAGGCAGUGGUCUUUGCGGCUACUCUGACGCCAACAUUACCCUCGAGAUGUUGAAGACUCACAGGACUUUUACGUCGGCUGGAACGCAAUUUACCAGUGGUACCGGGGUGGCUACCGUCCUGCUAGCAGUGGUGACCAGCAUCUUCGUCACGUUCCUUUGA